Molecule: messenger RNA, 2076 nt
Organism: Debaryomyces hansenii CBS767
Lineage: Eukaryota; Fungi; Ascomycota; Pichiomycetes; Serinales; Debaryomycetaceae
Exons: 1
Coding region: 1-2076 (691 amino acids)
Cellular component (GO): nucleus
Molecular function (GO): exonuclease activity; nucleic acid binding
Source: RefSeq, a predicted model, not a curated record
AUGCCAGAAGUCGAAGCAAACGACCCACUAAGUAAAAAUACUGCCAGGCUUUCAAUUUCGAUUGCUAACUUGGAAGAAGAAGAAAAUCCUCGUCACCUGGUGGCAGAGUUUUUAAAGGCAUCUGAUGGAAGUAGACGAGACUCAGCGGUUUCAAUCACGUCUGUAAACGAAGAAACAGACGUCGACACAUCUUUGCUUGGAUUCAAGGACAAAUAUGAAGGAUCAAAACAACCUAAUAAUAAAGAACGUUCAAAGAGAAGGAGGUCAUCGACUUCGUCAGUCACAUCCAACAAUAACAAGAAUAGCUCAUUGAAAUCUGACAACAAGAUUCACAAAAAGAAAUUAAAAAAGUCCCAAGAACCGCCUACAUUUGAGUUAGUUACAAGCGCAAGCGCCGAUAAAAAGCAUCCAUCUAUCAAGAAACUUUCACUUACUAAUAUCCGAGAUCUAAUCAUUCACAUUUUCAACAAAGACUUAAAUCAUAAUUUAUCCUGGAUAAGAUUAAAGCAAAUAACAGAGAUAAAGAAGGUGGUAUUCUGCUUCGUCCCAGGGUUAGUCACGGACGAAUUUUUAGAGCCAACUUCUACUUAUCGAGAUGAUAAAUUUGUACCUAUGUGUGAGACGUUGAAAACUGAGGGACUAGGGUUUUUUAACGAAAAUUUUGACUCAUUGAUUCAAGUAACCGCACCAGGUAGCAAAGAUUCGUUAUUCCUGGCGUUGCACACACUCACUAAUGUACCGUUGACAAAGAAAGAAAAGAAAGAUCAAAUCGAUAGCCUGAGGAAAGCUAAGUUGACAGUAUGGAAUCUUCUAUUGAGCAAAGAAGACAUGGUUCAAAAUAAUUAUCCUAUUCAUUCUAACCUAGUUGAAAAUGAUGAACAUCUUAAUAAUGUAGAUUCAUGUGAAUGGGUGCAAACUAGGCAGUUCGACCAUGAAGGGUCGCACACUUUUGCUUUGGAUUGUGAAUUUUGUCAGGCGGCAUCAGGUAAGGUAUUGACUCGUAUAUCAUUAAUAAAUUUCCAAGGUGAUGUUGUAAUAGAUCUGUUGGUCAAACCAGAUGAAGUAAUUACUGAUUAUCUCACUAAAUAUUCUGGAAUUACAGAAGCUAAAUUGGAGGGUAUUACAACAAACAUAAAAGAUAUUCAGGAGAAGAUACUCAGUAUUGUAUCGACCGAUGACAUUUUAAUAGGCCACUCAUUGGAAUCAGAUUUGAACGUAAUGCACAUAAAGCACCCCAGAAUUAUUGAUACAGCACUUGUAUUUGAACAUCAUAGGGGCCCUCCUCUGAAACCCUCUUUGAAAUGGCUUUCUGAAAAAUAUUUAAGUAGACUGAUUCAAGAAGGUGAAAAUGCAGGGAAUGGCCACUCAUCAGUAGAAGAUGCAAAGGCAUGCCUAGAUUUAAUUAAGGUGAAGUUACAAGAAGGUGAAUAUUUUGGAAAAAAUAUGAAUGAAACCUCAUUGUUCGAAAGAAUUAAUAAGGAUCGUUUAAAUGUAAAAAACAGCAUAUCCCAUGAUCCAAUAAACUCCUUGUUCAUAGAUUAUACCCCAGUUCGUGAUGCAGAUACUAAAGGUUCUCAAAAUCAAUUGCAGAAGGUACAAGUUAGUAACGAUGACGAAGCAAUUGAUCAUCUUGCUAAUAAUGUAGAUCGUACAGAUUUAACUCUUUUGAAAUUGAGGGAACUUGAAUUUAAUAAGGGCUGGUCACCAAUUCCAAAGACAUAUGAUGGGUACAUUGGACUAUCUGAUAAUCAAUCUGAAUCAAGUGUCGAUUCAGCAGAAGAUAAGAAUCAUUUAUUUCGCAAGCUUGACGAAAGACUCACGAGAAUAUAUUCUGUGUUACCAGAGAAUACCAUGUUGAUUGUUUGUUCUCCCCUGGGUGACCCGAGGGAAAUGAUACGCUUACAAAAUGUAAGAAAGAAGUUCCAGUGCUUGGAACGAGAGGGAGUUGAUGUUUCUACUAUACCAGAGGAGGAUAACUGGAACUUUGAGAAACAAUGUGAAUUACAGCAAGCUGUUAAUCUCGCCAGACGAGCUAUGUGCUUUAUCUGUUUGAAACAAGCUAAUCAGAAGAAUUAA